Messenger RNA from Rhododendron vialii, 1524 nucleotides. Its product is annotated as protease Do-like 1, chloroplastic. Gene Ontology annotation, biological process: proteolysis. Gene Ontology annotation, molecular function: protein binding; serine-type endopeptidase activity. The record is from RefSeq and is a predicted model, not a curated record. The transcript is spliced from 8 exons. Bases 63 to 1394 code for a protein of 443 amino acids. NCBI's taxonomy places the organism in Eukaryota, Viridiplantae, Streptophyta, Magnoliopsida, Ericales, Ericaceae.
UAUGGUUGGUAAAUUAACAGACACCAAGUCAAUCUCUUCUCAGCAGCUGUCCCAGUUCAGGAAUGGCUGCAUAUUCUCUCUCUCUCCUCCCCACAACAAACUUCCCUUCCACACUCUCUCGCUCUAGAACCAGCUCCACAUUCUCUCUCUCCAACCCUCCCUUCUCCCUCCUCCGAAACCCUACCCGUUCCACUCCCAUCCUCUCCGCUCUUCGCAACUCCCCCAACUCCGACUCCAUCAUCCCCUCCGAUCAUAGCUGCAAUAACGUUUGCAAAUUUCUCCUCGAGAAAACCCCUUUCGCUUCCGCUUUGGAUUCUCUCUUCGUCCUCUGCGCUUCCGUCGCCUUGUCCCUCGCUCUCCUCGUCGCCGAUGUCGAUUCGGCUUCGGCUUUUGUAGUUACCACGCCGAGGAAGUUGCAGUCCGAUGAGCUCGCUACGGUUCGUCUUUUCCAGGAGAACACGCCUUCUGUUGUUUACAUCACCAAUCUUGCGGUCAGGCAGGAUGCUUUUACAUUGGAUGUGUUGGAGGUGCCUCAAGGAUCAGGAUCGGGCUUUGUCUGGGAUAAAGAUGGUCACAUUGUCACAAAUUUCCAUGUUAUCCGUGGUGCAUCUGAUCUCAAGGUCACUCUUUCUGACCAGACAACUUAUGAUGCAAAAGUUGUUGGAUUUGACCAAGAUAAAGAUGUUGCUGUAUUGCGCGUUGAUGCACCAAAAGACAAACUGAGACCUAUACCCAUUGGUGUGUCCGCCGAUUUGCUUGUUGGCCAAAAAGUAUAUGCCAUCGGAAACCCUUUUGGACUUGACCAUACACUCACAACUGGUGUGAUCAGUGGGCUUAGAAGAGAAAUCAGUUCUGCAGCUACCGGGCGUCCAAUCCAGGAUGUUAUCCAGACUGAUGCUGCCAUCAAUCCUGGUAAUAGUGGAGGCCCACUUCUGGAUAGCACAGGAAGCCUCAUUGGGAUAAAUACAGCUAUAUAUUCCCCUUCUGGUGCAUCCUCCGGCGUUGGAUUUUCUAUUCCAGUUGACACAGUAGGCGGCAUUGUUGACCAGUUGGUGAAGUUUGGGAAGGUCACAAGACCAAUUUUAGGAAUCAAGUUUGCCCCUGAUCAGUCUGUUGAGCAACUAGGCGUUGGCGGGGUGCUCGUCUUAGAUGCUCCUGCGAAUGGUCCAGCUGGCAAAGCAGGUUUACGACCAACCAAACGUGAUGGCUAUGGAAGGCUUAUUUUGGGUGAUAUUAUCACAUCUGUAAAUGGAAAAAAGAUCUCCAACGGAAGUGAUUUGUAUAGAGUUCUUGAUCAAUGUAAAGUGGGUGAUGAGAUAACUGUCGAAGUGCUGCGCGGUGAUCACAAAGAGAAGAUCCCUGUAAUACUUGAGCCCACGCCCGAGGAAACAUGAUACUAGUAAGUACCAUACGAACAUUACGAAACUCAAAUUAAUUCUUGUACUAAAUUUUCACAACAUAAGGUUUGUACAUAUUCUGGCCACCAUAAGAUAAUGAUAUGAAAAAGUCAAUUGUGCUGAUGAA